GGUCGGGAUCGUUUUUGACCACAUACCCCAUCCCCUCCUGAUUCGCAACCCCAUGGACAGGCGGUAGCAAUUUAACAAACAGUUUACCAAAGUGCUACGCUGCGUGGCAGAAACCGCUCCCAGUAGCAAAACGGGAGGGGAGCAUUUUGUGGGGCUACACGGGCAGCUGCGCCAGGGAGGCGGGUCCGAGCUCCAGCUGUUGGCGAGGGAGGAGCGGCGAGCGCCUCUGGCAGCGCGCCGGGGGAGCCCGGCGAGGGGCCGGCUCGGCUCGGCUCGCCCGGUGCUGCGCUCACGCCCCAGCGCCUGACAGCGGGCGGGCGCCACCAUGAGCGGCUCCGGCUCUGCCUCGCACUGCGAGACCCAAGAGCCGCUGUCGGCCGAGGAGAGCCCGGCCAUCAGCGCCGUCAUGUUCUCCGCCGGGCUGCUGGGCAACCUGACGGCGCUGGCGCUGCUGGCCCGGCGCCGGCUGGGGCGGCGCGGCCGCCCGCUCUCCCUCUUCCACGUGCUGGUGACCGUCCUGGUGCUCACCGACCUGCUGGGCACCUGCCUGGUCAGCCCCGUGGUGCUGGUCUCCUACGGCCGCAACCGCACGCUGGUGGCGCUGGCCGAGGACCGGCGGCUGUGCCUCUACUUCGCCUUCGCCAUGAGCUUCUUCGGCCUGGCCACCAUGCUGGUGCUGUUCGCCAUGGCGCUGGAGCGCUGCCUGGCGCUGGGCCAGCCCUACCUCUACGAGCGCUUCGUCCGCCGCCGCUCGGCGCUGCUGCUGGCCCUGCUGGCCCUCUACGCCUUCGCCGCCGCCUUCUGCGCCCUGCCGCUGCUGGGCUUCGACCGCUACGUGCAGUACUGCCCGGGCACCUGGUGCUUCAUCCAGAUGCGCGCCGCCCAGGGCCCCGGCGGCGGCGGCGCCACCUACUCGCUGCUCUACGCCACGCUGCUGCUGCUGCUCAUCCUGGCCGUGCUGCUCUGCAACCUGAGCGUCACCCGCAGCCUGGUGGGCAUGCACCGCCGCGGGCAGACCUCGCGCCGCCUGGCCUCGCUGGAGCAGCCCGCCGGGCGCCGGAGGCUCUCCAUGUCCGAGGAGGUGGAUCACCUCAUCCUCCUGGCCAUCAUGACCAUCACCUUCAUCGUCUGCUCCCUGCCUUUCACGAUUGAUGCCUAUGUGAACAAGUUUAUGGAAAUCCAAGACGAUAAGAGGGACCUUCUAGCGCUGAGGUUCUUAGCAAUUAAUCCAAUUAUUGACCCUUGGGUCUUUGUCAUCCUUAGACCUUCAGUGCUGAGGGUAAUCCGUUCUGUACUGUGCUGUCAGAUGUCCCUGAAGAGCCAAGACAACAUGCAGACGACGACUCCUGCUGCAGAGUCAAAAUCCAAUAAACAGAUUGACCUUUGCGGGCAGUAAUCCCAGCCGCUUUCAGUGGAGACAUCUGGAAGAUCAUGCUAAAAUGGCUCCUCAGGGUCACGAACAAACUUAGAAGUAUAAACACGAUGGGAAGCUGUGCUUUUUAGGUUAAUAAACAAAUCCAUUUACUGUACAAUGGAUUGAGCUGCAGUCUGGCUGACGAGAUACUGCAGGAUUUGUCAAAAAGCAUAAGGGAAGUCCAUCUACAAUGAGUAUUUUCUACUUAUGGGACAGCCUCCUAGAGGCUAAUCAAUAACUGGAUUUCCGUUGCCACUAGACAGGAACUUUCAUGUUGAACUAAAGACGUGUGCUGCACUCUAGUGCGUUUGAAACGCUAAAAAGAUAGUGGCUAUUUACUGUAAGUCUCGGAGAUAAAUGUUUUCUGGAACACUAUGCCUUGUGAUGCCGUUUGGUGGGGAGACACAGAAGAGCUAAUAAUAUUGCUUUGGCUUAUUGGUUUGUUGCGAAACCCACCAAGUCCUUAUUAGCUUCGUGGAGGCUUAACUAACCAUUUAUCUAACUACUGAAACGGAAGUCUUUAGACCCCCGUGUAUUUCUGUCUCAGAGAUAUCUGUAUUGCCAUGUGCCUUCGUAUAACUACAGUCUUGCCCUGGGGUGGGAGGGGAAGGCAGGAAGGCUAAAGCUAGUUCUGCUUCUUGUCGCUCUAUUUUCCAAGUGCCGUACAGCUAGGGGAAGAAAAGCCAGCUGGCUUCCUCGUUUGGGGCCACAGCUGUUAGGAGGGGCAGAAGCAGGGUUCCAGCUCUCUGCUCCAGAAUCCUGAGUUUUCGAGCGGCACUCCAUGGGUAGGGUCAUGCUUAAUGGUGGGCAAAUGUCAACUGAGCUCCCCGGUGUUGGAGCACUCAGCCCGUCCCCCACACCUCCUCAACAACCUCUUGGAUGGAAGAGCUUUGCUUUGGGCUGCAACCAGAUGCCCAUCCCCCACCUAUUUGUGCUGGUAGGAUAAGGAGCCGAACACGCUUCUAAGCAUGCGGCCUGUGCACCUCCGAGGCUGGGGUGUGUCCGCUGGGGCCCGGCCUGCUGCCCUUCAGUGCUGGGAGAGAUGGUUGCUUGUGCAGAAGGAAGAAGGCUUCCCAGGCCUUCUCACUAGGGGUUUUCUAGAGGCCCCAACACUUUUGUAUUAAGUGCCUCUUCCCAUGCAAGCCUGAUACAGUCUUGUGCGUGACAAGCCUUUGCAGCCCCUGCUCAUAGGCAUUUUCCAUAGAAGAAAUACCGUGCAAGCCACUUAUGUAAUCAUCACAUCUCAUCCUAGGUAAAGCUGUGGGAAUGACGACGGGAAGGCUUAAAUAUCCGGGGGAAAUAUUUCACAAGAUAGACCUUCUAGCAGGCUGGCUGCUCCUCACUGUUUCAGAGUGGUAGCCGUGUUAGUCUGUAUCAGCAAAAAGACCGAGGAGUACUUGUGGCACCUUAGAUCAUAAGAUCACCAAUGGAUUGUAGUUUCCUCAGGAAGUCAGUGGUGUCUUGAAGAUAGCUAGGAGUGCUGGUAGCGUAGGGCCUGAGGAGAGAGUCUACAUAGCCAGACAAUCCUGCUGUCAGGCUGCCAAUGCCUGAGAUGAUGGGGUGUCCAGGAUUUCCAGAUUUAUGGAUCUUGGGUAGCAGAUAGAAUACCCCUGGUCAGGGGUCUAGGGGUGUGUCUGUGCAGAUUUGUUCCUGUGCUUUUUCAGGGACUUUCUUGAGCAAAUGGUGUAGUUUGUUACUCACACCUUCCUGUCAACUGUUUGAAAUGGGCCAUCCUGAUUAUCACUACAAACAUUUUUUGUUUCCUGCUGAUAAUAGCUCAUCUUAAUUGAUUACUCUCGUUAGAGUUGGUAUGGCAACACCCAUGUCCUCUGUGUGUAUAUAUAUCUUCCUACUGUAUUUUCCACUGCAUGCAUCCGAUGAAGUGGGUUUUAGCCCACAAAAGUUUAUGCCCAAAUACAUUUGUUCGUCUCUAAGGUGCCGCAAGUACUCCUCGUUCUUUGUCCUCACUGUGAUUCUAACCAGGAAGCUGCCUUCAUUUUACAUUAUGGGCCUGCUCCCACAGAACUCAUGGGGAGCUUUGCCAUUGAGUUCGAUGGAGGCAGGGUAGCUGUCUCCUGUCCAAGCCCGCCGUGUGCUGGAAAGACCUUUUUCCUAGAGUGACUGGCCCCGAUUCCGUAGAGCACUUCCGUUCUCGAUGCUUUGCUUAAUCAGGGCCCUAAGUGAUGUCUUAAAGUCCCUCCUCUGAAAAAGAUAGUUUCCCUUCAGUGUCACAUGUAAAGCAGGUUUUCAGACAGACUGUGGUAUAUUGUACGUGACGCUGAUAUAGGGAUGUUAGUGUAGAUCAGCAGCUGUCCUUUUGUCUGCUAUGCCAAGGAGGACCCAGAGGUUCAGAGAGGGGUGGAGAGAAAAUUGCCCCAAAAGAAUUCCACUGGGUAGACACGAGGGCACAUUUUGGAGGGUGGAGCUAAACUGACCCCAUAAUACAGAGGAUAAUGUUAGUUACCUAAGUCCGUAGUUCUCAACCUCUGCCCUAAGCAGAUCCCCUCCCAUUUAAUGAGAUGGGAGUCUCAGGAUGACCAUGAUCCACUGACAACCUAAUAAUACCCAAUUCUCAUUCUAGUGCCUUUCCUCAGUAGAUUUCAAAGCACUUUACAAAGAAGGUCAGUAACAUUUAGCUCACUGGGAAACCGAGGCACUUUUUUUGUUCGUUAAAGUAAGAGGUUAUUUUUAUAUGAUAGCGUUAUGUCCAGUGGUCCAAUGGUGUUGCUUUCUACUGAGAUUUUUAUUUAAAUAAAAAUGAAUUCAGUUUGUCAGGUACACACUCUCUGCUACGUAUAUUCUUGUCAAUGGUAUGUUAUCAGGAUUGGCUCAUCUGUCAAAUUCUGCAUUGAUUUCACACCCUAUGCAAUCCGCACUGAAGUCCGUGCAAGACGAUCCAAACCCAUUAAACUUCGGCUGAGAGUGGCCUUAUUUUAUGUAACCUUUUCCCCUUCCCUUCCAUGGAACCCUCAUUGAAGUCAAUGGACUUGCUUACACUAGAGAUGAAUUUGCCCAAAUGGGAUUACCCAUGAUAACUGGCACAGGUGUUGCUCCACUUUCUUAAAAAAACCCAAAACGUACAUGGUAUUUUAUUGCAAGUGGAUCUUGUAUAUUUAAGAGUUUUAUUCCUGUCUAAAAAUACCCAAAAUGAAAAGAUUUGAAGCUUUUUGUAUUUCUGCAUUUGACGUAACGUAAAAUGACUAUAAUAAAAAUCAUCUUUCCAAAGUA
This is a messenger RNA of Malaclemys terrapin pileata, 4642 nucleotides long. It is a transcript of the gene PTGER2, whose product is annotated as prostaglandin E receptor 2. The coding region runs from base 326 to 1396 and encodes 356 amino acids. The transcript is spliced from 2 exons. Gene Ontology annotation, molecular function: prostaglandin E receptor activity. The record is from RefSeq and is a predicted model, not a curated record. Gene Ontology annotation, cellular component: plasma membrane. Gene Ontology annotation, biological process: positive regulation of cytosolic calcium ion concentration; adenylate cyclase-activating G protein-coupled receptor signaling pathway; inflammatory response. NCBI's taxonomy places the organism in Eukaryota, Metazoa, Chordata, Testudines, Emydidae.